UGUACAGUGUGGAGUGUGAGCAUGUAUCUUCCUUCUCUACCACACCUCCAAAGAUGGCUAUGCCAUUCUCAUCUCCUGAUGAGGCUAUCAUAAAUACUGUCGUACCUCUAUCCGAGCUAACGCUAUCAUCAACAUCAAGAGCACAAGGAAUAAAUGUGGAACAGCUUUAUGAUAUCAAACAUGUCGCCCAACUCAUUCUACAGCACAACUUCCAGAGGAUAGCAUUGCAAUUUCCCGAUGAACUUCUGAGUGAUGCAAGUAAGGUAUUUUGGUCAUUGGAAGAUACUCUCAAGCGCUCGAAAGGAUUGAGAGACUUACCGGAACUGUACGUCCUUGCAGAUACAUCCUAUGGAAAUUGUUGCGUCGAUGAAGUGGCUGCAGAACAUAUUGAUGCAGACUUGGUAGUUCAUUUCGGACAUGCUUGCUUAAGUCUCACUUCACGUUUGCCUGCUAUUUAUGUCUUCCAUCGGCUACCUAUCGAUGCGAAUCAAUGUGUGGAACAGAUAGCCACCAGACUGGAGGAGCAGGACGGGUGGAAGCAGAAGAAAUUGGUGAUGAUGUAUGAUGUAGGAUAUGAACACGCAAGCACGGAGAUUCGCAAGCUGUUGGAAGAGAAGCUCAAUUGCAAGAUCUUACUCUCAGAAAUGGACAAAAGCGUCAACUUUGACCGUUAUCUCUCACAGCCCACUUCCAGCGAACAGCCUCAAACACAAGGAAGCUCGUUUGCUAGCACAAGCAAGAACAAGAUCCCGGACGAGCUAAACGUCGACUCGGAAAAGGAAGUCAUUCACCUUUACAUCGGCCCUGAAUCUUUGGCAUUGACGAAUUUGCUGCUACGACUAGGCCCUACAGCAACCGUUAUCCGAUAUGAUGCAGAAAAGCAGACGACUCAAAACGAGAGCGGAAGAACGAACAGACUCUUGCAAAGACGGUAUGUUGCCGUUCAAAAAGCCAGGGAUGCACAAACGGUUGGCUUACUAGUCGGAACAUUAGGCUUACGAUCCUACCUACCGCUCUUACAACAUCUUCGUACACAUUUGACAGAAGUACAAGGAAAGCGAGUUUAUACAAUUUCGGUAGGAAAGUUAAAUCCAGCAAAGUUGGCAAAUUUUCAAGAAAUUGACGUUUUCGUUUUAGUUGCUUGUCCGGAAAAUAGUUUAGUUGAUUCUGCUGCUGGUUUACAAGGAGCACAUGAUAGUAGAGAUUUUUAUAAACCGAUCGUUACGCCUUUUGAAGUUUUGACGGCUUUCAAAGGAAGGGAAUGGACGGGUGAAUAUAUCCUGGAUUUGGAACAGGUUUAUGGACAAGCACAAGCGUUUGAUACGGCCGAAAAGGAGAAAAAGGGUAAAGCUGGCAAUGAAUCAGAUGAUGAGGAUGAUGAACCUCACUUUUCACUCAUGACAGGUGGACUAAUUUCGAAAAGACGUGCAUACGAUCCGAGAAAUAAGGUUGACAGUCUAGAAAACGGCGGUGAAAAAGCUUUGAUCACUUCAAACAGUCAUGCAAACGAUGCAAAUGAAGGCAUUGUUACCGUUCGUAACGCUGAUGGUACACUGACAAAAGUUAUGGAAAGUGCCGGUGCAGCCCAUCUGGCCACAAGAUCAUGGCGUGGAUUAGAACAAAGACUUGGCGUUGAUGAGCCUGCUCCGUUGGAGAUUGGAAGAUCGGGUAUUGCAAAAGGAUACGUUGCAGGGGAAAAGUCAGAAAAAGAAGGUAGCAAAGAGGAGUGAUAUCUCAAAACAAAACUGUACAGUACUACUCACACGCACACAAUGUACAACAAAUCAAUGCAAAAGUUG
This is a messenger RNA of Meira miltonrushii, 1799 nucleotides long. Its product is annotated as diphthamide biosynthesis protein. Bases 54 to 1730 code for a protein of 558 amino acids. The transcript has a single exon. Gene Ontology annotation, molecular function: 2-(3-amino-3-carboxypropyl)histidine synthase activity. Lineage: Eukaryota; Fungi; Basidiomycota; Exobasidiomycetes; Exobasidiales; Brachybasidiaceae. The record is from RefSeq and is a predicted model, not a curated record. Gene Ontology annotation, biological process: protein histidyl modification to diphthamide.